Molecule: messenger RNA, 843 nt
Organism: Papaver somniferum (opium poppy)
Lineage: Eukaryota; Viridiplantae; Streptophyta; Magnoliopsida; Ranunculales; Papaveraceae
Product: CASP-like protein 1B2
Exons: 3
Coding region: 71-691 (206 amino acids)
Source: RefSeq, a predicted model, not a curated record
AUGCUUCAAAAUAUCCACCUCUAUUCAUCUAUUUUUCCAUCUUCAUCUAUUUGUGUAAGUUAACCAAAAUAUGGAUCAUGAAAAUGGUGGUAGAAAACCAGAGGUUAUUGCAGGAGGGUCAGAUGAGCCUAAGACACACAAAAGUAGACACAGUUGUAUGUAUUGGGGGAUAUUAUUGUUGUUAAGGUUUCUAGCACUUAGUGCAACUGUCUUGGCUACACUUAUAAUGUCCCUUAACAAAGAAAGCAAAACAAUGGUUGUUGCUACUAUUGGAACCAACCCCAUUAAAGCCACUCUCGUUACCAAAUUUCAGAACACCCCUGCUUUUGUAUUCUUUGUGAUAGUCACUUCUAUAGUCAGUUUCCACAACUUGGUGAUGUUGUUGACUGAAUUGUUUGGGCACAAGUUCGGUUUCAAAGGGAUUAAGCUUUUGGCAAUGACACUCUUGGACAUGGGAGCGGUUGUUCUGCUAUCAGGUGCUACUGGUGGUGCAGCUUCAAUAGCGCAGCUUGGAAAGAAUGGGAACACACAUGCUCGUUGGAACAAGAUUUGUGAUAAGUUUGAGAAAUACUGCGGUCGUGGUUCUGGAGCCCUUAUCGCUGCCUUCAUCGGAAUUAUUCUCCUGCUAGUCCUCAAUGUGACGUCCACCAUUGCUAUUCAUAAGAAUACUCGAUCGUCGUCAGCUCAUUAAUCACUCAUAUUAUAUCGGCCUUACUACUCUACGUCUAUAACUAAUGCUAUUUUCAUCUGGUUUCCUUCAAGUGCUUGCACAAGUAUGUAACCUGUCUACAGGUUUGAGUUAUUUAAAUUAUGAAAGGCAUUUGCUUGCUUUGGUUUUAGAUA